AUGGGGAAUUGCUGCUCGAACACCGCCGUGGUGACCCGCCAUUCGGAGGCUCUACCCCCCCGUCCCCAGCAUCCGACGACAGCAUCCGUCCCCACCACUGCCGUGUCGACUUCCGGCAACUCCCCGUCGUCUGUCCUCUUAUCGCCGACAGACGAGGUGACCAAAGAGCACACUCCGCCGACUCCCACGCUUACCGAGUCGGAGCAACAACAGCAACAACGCAACAGGAAAUCCCCUCUAACCGAGCAAGAGUUGAAUCAACGCACGUCUGCCUCGCAUGAACCAGAGUCAUUCGUCAGCGGCGACUACAAGAUCUCGUACGCCUACGUCUCCCUGCGUGGGUAUUACCCCGACUCAAUCAACAAGCCCAACCAAGAUGCGUACGUGUGCAAGCCGACAUUCCACAAUGAAUGCUCGUUCUUUGGUGUAUUCGACGGACACGGAACCACAGGGGACAAAUGCGCGCAGUACGCUCGCGAUGUCGUCCCGACGUUGCUGCAGCAGCAUUUAACAAAGAAUAUCGAGACGACGGAGGCCCUCACCCGAGCGCACGUCGACGCCAAUACCAUGAUGCAUUCGGCCCCGUUCGACGACUCGAUGAGCGGGACGACCGCCAUCUCGGUCUUGUUCCAGACGAACGAAAUCCACAUUUCGAACGUCGGCGAUUCCCGCGCCAUUAUUGCGCAAGAAAUCGCGUCGGCGGACGGAACCCCCCCUCAACUGGUCGCAAAAGCGUUGUCGAUUGACCAAACACCGUUUCGCAAGGAUGAACGGGACCGCGUCAAGAAAACUGGCGCACGCAUCUUGACCGUCGACCAGCUCGAGGGAUACGAGCCGAUCCACGAGAACUGGGGACUCACACUCGGCGACGAAAUCGACGAGUCCGGAGACCCGCCUCGUAUUUGGCACCCCUACGGGGACUACCCGGGCACAGCCUUCACGCGCAGCCUUGGCGACCACGUAUCGGAGGAACUCGGGGUGUUUGCCGAGCCAGAGAUCAUUACAAAGACACUGAACGCACACGACAAGUUUAUCGUGAUAGCGUCGGACGGCGUGUUUGAGUUCUUGACGAGCCAGGCGGUGGUGAACAUCGUGAAAGAGUACAAGAGCCCUCUCGACGCAUGCCACACAGUCGUGAUGGAGUCGUUCUCUCGAUGGCUCGACUUUGAAGAACGCACCGACGACAUCACGUGCAUCAUUUUGUUCGUCGAGCCCGUGGCCAAGCAAGUGCCCGUUCGCUCGUCCAAAUUGCACGGACGCAAUAGCAUCAUCGCAGGACAAGACGUCCUCCUCGCCAUGCAAGACUGCUUGCGCCCAGUGCGCGGUCUCGAUUUGAACAAGAACUGGCGAUCUCGGGACACUAUCAUCGGUGGAUUCGACACUGCCCGCAUGUCGAUGGCGAGUGAAGAGUUGUUUUCCCCGGCCCACCAAGGCAGUCAUGGCCUCCUCUCGCCCAUCGCCGACUACGACGUCAAAAUGCACGCCGUCCCGAAAUCCCCCGAAGACCUUGCUCGCCUCGAGCGCAUGGUCCAACACAACUUUUUGUUUGCGCACUUGACCGCUGACAAGUUGAACGACGUGCUGUCCGUGAUGAAGCGCCAAGUUGUCGCAGACGGCGACGUUGUGAUCCGCCAGCACGAUGACGGCGACCGAUUCUUCUUGGUCGACUCUGGCCGGUUCGACGUUCGGGUCCGCAGGACCCCGGUCGAGCCGGAAGCGGCACCAUCCACGGGGGAUUCGUUGGAAGCCAUGUACGGCCCUGUUGUCCACACGUAUGUGGGGUCGGAGGGGUCGCACCCGACCUUUGGUGAACUUGCGCUCAUGUACUCCAAACCUCGCGCCGCGACUGUGAUUGCCACCGGCAGCGGCACGCUGUGGACGAUCGAUCGCAUGGCGUUUCGUUCGAUUCUCGUGCGCCGCCCGAUGCGCCAUAUCAUCCAGCGCCUGCGGAAUGUGUCACCGUUUCGCGCGCUCACGAUCGCGCAGCUAAACCUCGUGGCCGAGCACAUGCAGCAAGCGACAUUUACCUCAGUAAGGAACACCCAAACUCUCCAUCACUGGCCAGAAAAUGGACUUGUGCUUUGGCGACUUUGUGCUCGCCGACACUCCCACGUGGUACUCGUCUUUGGCCUUUUCAACCGUAUCCACAUACUGUCGUCAUGUAGUCCAUACUCGGCCGUGGCAGAAGAAGACACGGAAUGCCUAUGCAUAUCGCGUGAAGCCUUCGAAGCAACUCUGGGAACGCUAUCGGUCAUUGUCGAGCAGAACAAAGUUCGACGGGCGCGAAAGAGUAUCACGACACUGGCUAAACAGUCGGCACCGCUGCGCGGGUUGGUCGUGGUGGCGCACACGCCGUCACCGGCACUGGAAGGACUGGUUGACAUCGGGCAGGUCACAGUCGGCCCGACUAUCUGGCAAGAUCUGGUCGCGACGUGCCGGUUGGCGAAAUACAACAACAAGUGGGUCACGCUGAGGUCCAUCACCAAGCAGACCGUGGUCGAGUCGCACCUCAAGCACCAAUUGCUUGGUGAACAAGAUAUGUAUGUUGCCCUUGGCCGCGUCCAAGCGGGCCUCGCGCCUCUCUAUGGCGUUACGCAGACAGCCCACGACCUUCAUGCGGUCUUCGACGUGGCGUACGUGGGGGUCCUCGACGAAGUUGCCACAUUUCCCCUGUCGUCCGAGGCCGCGAUUCGAUUCUACGCGGCCCACCUUGUCGUGGCUCUUCAGUUGCUGCAUGCGGACGGCAUCUUGACACGAUCGCUGGAUCCUACGCACUUGAUGGUCACCCGCGAAGGCGACGUUGCUAUCUUUGGCUUAAAUUUGUCCAAGUACGUUGGCGCGGGCCGAACAUUUACCAUUUGCGGCAAUCCGGAAUACUUGGCGCCCGAACAAAUCAAUGGCCAGGGCCAAUCCCUCGUGACCGACUACUGGAGCCUCGGCAUCUUGUUGUACGAAAUGCUCGUCGGCACCACGCCGUUCGAGAAACACAACCAAGAUGAACUCGCCAUGUUCAACGGGAUCGUGGCCUUUUCUCCCGACUCGCUCGAGUUUCCUCCGACGUCAUCUCCGGCCCUCCAGUCCCUGAUCAAGAUGCUCUUGGACCCGACGCCAGCGACUCGAUUCGGCGCCGACGAUUGCUUGUUAAAGUCCUUCAGCGACUGUGCUGUUCCCAAGCAUUCGUUCUUCAACGGCUUGCAGUGGGACCAACUCCAAGAGACAAAGGCGCCGCUUCUCGCCAUCGCAACCGCCAAGUUCGAGCAACUGGUCACGGCGCUCAAGCCCCAACCGCUCGACUUGGGUGUGCCGUACACGGGUGACGCCAAGUGGAUGCAAGAGUUUUAG
This is a messenger RNA of Aphanomyces invadans, 3342 nucleotides long. RefSeq names its product AGC protein kinase. Gene Ontology annotation, molecular function: cation binding; ATP binding; protein kinase activity. The record is from RefSeq and is a predicted model, not a curated record. The transcript is spliced from 14 exons. Bases 1 to 3342 code for a protein of 1113 amino acids. NCBI's taxonomy places the organism in Eukaryota, Oomycota, Saprolegniomycetes, Saprolegniales, Verrucalvaceae. Gene Ontology annotation, biological process: protein phosphorylation.